AUGAAUACGAACGAAAGAAUACUUUCAAAUCAAGGAGAUUUACAAGAAAUUUGGUUACGAGUUGCAACUGAUAUUAAAAUUCGAAAAUUUACAAAUUUAAAUGAUAUACCUGAAUUUCAUGAUUUACCAAAUCAAUUACAAAAUCAACUUCAAAAUGAAUUAUUAAAUUUCAAUAAUGAUUAUUAUAAAAUCUUUCAUAACGAACAAGAAUUAAAAAAUUUCCAUACAAUAAUAUUUAGUAACGAAAAAGAGAAAUAUCUCGCCAUAUAUGAAGAAAAAACACCAUCCGUAGCUGUACGAUCAUCAUUAACUACUUUAGGAUUUACUGUUAUUUUUAUUUUUAUUUGGCAUCAACUUUUUCAAAUUGUCAAUCAAAGUCAAACACAACAAUUAUCAAAUUCAAAUAAUGAUUUAAGUAAUCUAUUAUCAUUGAUAUUAGGUAUUGUACCGUCAUUAUUUGGAUAUUCUCAUUUACAACGAUGGUUUUCAACUCGAGAUUCUGUUUAUAAUAAACUAAUUGAAGGUUGUAUGUUGAAGAAAUUAGAUGGAAUCUCAAAUUCUCAAUAA
Messenger RNA from Adineta ricciae, 567 nucleotides. The record is from the annotation of a GenBank genome assembly. Lineage: Eukaryota; Metazoa; Rotifera; Eurotatoria; Adinetida; Adinetidae.